This is a messenger RNA of Aspergillus aculeatus ATCC 16872, 1183 nucleotides long. RefSeq names its product V-type proton ATPase proteolipid subunit. The record is from RefSeq and is a predicted model, not a curated record. Gene Ontology annotation, molecular function: proton-transporting ATPase activity, rotational mechanism. Bases 211 to 702 code for a protein of 163 amino acids. Gene Ontology annotation, cellular component: proton-transporting V-type ATPase, V0 domain. The transcript is spliced from 6 exons. Gene Ontology annotation, biological process: proton transmembrane transport. NCBI's taxonomy places the organism in Eukaryota, Fungi, Ascomycota, Eurotiomycetes, Eurotiales, Aspergillaceae.
CUAAGUGCGAGAAGGAACUAUCGUGGUCGCCUGCAUGGAGCGGAGGCGGGCUAAGACGGGAAGUGUGGGAGUGCCCGAUUGACGUUACUAUAAAGCUAGGCACUGUGCCCUAGCUUACUUGCAACCCCGAUCACCCAAGUUUCAUCAGGUCUGACGUACAGACUUCUAGAUUGAUUUAACUGUCUGUUCCUGGCUUCCAGGUCAUCUAUAAUGCCAUCGGGAUUUUGCCCCACCUAUGCACCGUUCUUCGGAGCCCUGGGAUGCACCAGUGCAAUCGUCUUCACUGCCUGUGGGGCAGCUUACGGAACAGCGAAGGCUGGCGUCGGCGUUUGCUCCGCGGGAGUCCUCCGUCCUGACUUGAUCGUGAAGAACAUCGUGCCCAUCGUCAUGGCUGGUAUCCUCGGGAUCUACGGCUUGGUGGUUUCAGUCCUGAUCGCGAACAACCUCUCCCAAGAGGUGGCUCUCUACACCAGUCUUCUCCAGAUGGGUGCUGGCCUCGCGGUCGGGCUGUGUGGAUUAGCUGCCGGGUUUGCAAUUGGGAUUGUUGGGGACGCGGGAGUAAGAGGUACAGCCCAGCAGCCGCGACUUUACGUUGGCAUGAUCCUGAUUCUAAUCUUUGCUGAGGUCUUGGGCCUGUAUGGUUUGAUUGUCGCUCUUUUGAUGAACUCCCGUGCGAGCGUUACGGACUUCAAAUGCAGCUGAUUAAAUUCUUGCUUCCUUGUAAUGGAAGAGGAAGGAGAAACGUGGGAGCAGCAUCACGAACAAAUCCACCUCUCGCUUCUUCCCCACAUAUCCAUCGCAACAAUGGGACAUUGAGCUUGCUCUCACAUUCAAAGCUUCUUCUCAUCACUGGAAGCAGGACCUCAGUUACUCAGAGCACCGUGCCAUUUUGCCUCCUUUCAUAAUGUAAUAAAAAAGCUAUGAGCAGGACUUGUUGAACGACAGUCUUGUGGACCUUGUAAAGAGCGCUUUUCUUUCAAUGGAAAGAUUCACUCCUGCUUUAACAUGUUCUCGACAUCUAUAUCCUCCAACAAGUCGGUAUGUUCCUUGUUCAGUACCUUAGGACCAUUCGUCUCGAACCAAAAUGCCCACGUACUACGAGUAUUGAUAUCGAGAUUGUCACGGCUCGACUUCAAUCCUACGUGUUGAAGCUGGGGCGGGGCCAACGCGUAACGGGUACGUU